AGAUGUCGUCAUGUCUGCCCUCCGCCCCCUGACGCCGAUGUUUAUUUCCCCGGAGAGAGAAGCAGGGAGACAUCCACAGAGAGCGGUCACCGUGUCGUGGACAGACGUCGUCAUGCGGCCCUUCUCCCCGCCGCCGCCGCUGCUGCUGCUGCUGCUCGUCCUGCUGCGACCCUUCGCCGCCUGCGAAACCGGUUUGGUGCAGCGGUGUGACUUGUCCGCUGCUGGCACCAUCUACCCAUACAACGCAAGGACUCUAAAUGGAAGUCGCAAUGUGAACUUUGCCGACUACGCCGGAAAGACUGUCCUUUUCGUCAAUGUCGCGACAUACUGAGGACUUACUUCUCAGUAUAUAGAGCUGAAUGCACUGCACGAGGAGAUGAAACCCCUUGGUUUCACUAUUCUAGGCUUUCCAUGCAACCAGUUUGGCAAACAGGAGCCGGGGGCGAGAAAUGAAAUCCUUCCGGGCUUAAAGUACGUCAGACCAGGCAACGGAUUCGUUCCAAACUUCCUGCUGAUGGAGAAGGGUGACGUGAACGGCAAGAGCGAGCAACGGGUUUUCACGUACCUCAAGCAAUCCUGCCCUCCAGUCGGGGACGACUUUGGCGCCCCUUACGGCAGGCUGUUCUGGGAGCCUCUGAAAAUCAACGACAUCAAGUGGAACUUUGAGAAGUUCCUGGUGGGGCCCAACGGAAAAGCGGUGAUGAGAUGGCACCCGCGUGUCCCCAUGUCUACGGUCCGAGCGAACAUCCGCGAUCACCUUCUCCGAAUCUACGCGCAGAAAUUGCAGAAUUAAAAAGUGAUAGAUGCUUCAUUUCGUUUUAAGUGAUACGGCAAUAAUUCACGCAUAGGAGAUGUAAGGGUAGCAGAUUGGAUGGUAAUGUGACUGUUUCUGAUACAUGAAGAUGGCAUGUAGAAUGAAGAGGAGGCUUGAAAACAGGAACUCUGUGGUGCCUCCUCUGAGUCUGGGGGUGCAGGAAAGCUUUUCAGUGCAUUCGAGCUGCCCUGCAAUCCCACAGCACCAUGGCAUCUUCUCAUCCCAGGAACUGUUUGCCAUUACAGCAAAAUCUGUCUUUUUAAGCUUCAAUAAAUCAUUAAGAAAGCCA
This is a messenger RNA of Poeciliopsis prolifica (blackstripe livebearer), 1103 nucleotides long. RefSeq names its product glutathione peroxidase 3 (gene gpx3). Lineage: Eukaryota; Metazoa; Chordata; Actinopteri; Cyprinodontiformes; Poeciliidae. The transcript has 5 exons. Gene Ontology annotation, molecular function: glutathione peroxidase activity. Gene Ontology annotation, biological process: response to oxidative stress. The record is from RefSeq and is a predicted model, not a curated record.